Messenger RNA from Rhizoctonia solani, 1296 nucleotides. RefSeq names its product oxalate decarboxylase. Bases 1 to 1296 code for a protein of 431 amino acids. NCBI's taxonomy places the organism in Eukaryota, Fungi, Basidiomycota, Agaricomycetes, Cantharellales, Ceratobasidiaceae. Gene Ontology annotation, biological process: oxalate metabolic process. The transcript is spliced from 15 exons. The record is from RefSeq and is a predicted model, not a curated record.
AUGCGUAUGUCCCUUGCUCUAGCUCUAGCUCUUUCCACGGGUGUUCUUGGUGCCCCGGCCCCGGCUGCAGAUACGAAACCAUCGGCCACAAAGGAUUCCCACUACUAUAUUCUCGUCCAAGUCUGCAGGACCUUCACCGACGACCGACUCAUUAACGAAUUACCAGAGCCCAUUCGCGGAUCGAGAGGCGCAAACAUCCUUGGCCCUCAGAACGUCGAGCUCGAUCGUCAGAACCCUGACAUCCUCGCACCCCCAACUACAGAUAGCGGUUCGGUCGAGAACGUCAAAUGGCCAUUCAGUCUGUCACACAACCGUAUUCAGGAUGGCGGUUGGGCGCGUCAGCAGAACGUCCAUUCGAUGCCAAUCGCGACAACUAUAGCUGGUGUAAAUAUGCGUCUGAAAGCAGGAACGAUGCGUGAAAUGCAUUGGCAUAUCACUGCGGAGUGGGCAUAUAUCCUGGAGGGAAGCUGCCGUAUUGUUGUCGUGAACACUGAAGGCCAGAAUUAUAUAGCUGAUGUUUAUCCGGGAGAUCUUUGGUACUUUCCACCCGGUAUCCCCCAUGUCCUUCAGGGCCUUAAUGACACCGCUGACGGCUGUGAAUUCCUCCUUGUCUUCGACGAUGGGGAAUUCAGUGAAGAUUCUACUUUCUCGGUUACAGACUGGGCAUCCCAUAUCCCCAAGGAAGUCUUGAGCCGGAACUUCAAGGUCAAUGCCUCAGCUUUUGAUCACAUUCCUGACCGCGAGUUGUAUAUGAUCCCAACUGCGGUACCGACGGGUACUCCCGAAGAAGAAGGGGUCAAGAGCCCUCAAGGUGUAUCUACUUUACCUUACACGUUUGCUGCCAGCAAGAUCAACGCCACCGAAGUUCCGGGUGGAACAGUCAAGGUCGUCGAUUCACGCACAUUCAAAGUCAGCAAGACUAUUGCACUUGCAGAGGUGACUGUUGAGGUUGGAGGAAUGCGUGAACUUCAUUGGCAUCCAACCCAACCCGAAUGUGAGGGAAAUGCCCGCAUCACUGUGUUUGCAGCUGAGGGUAACGCACGCACUUUCAAUUAUCAACCGGGAGAUAUCGGUUAUGUCCCGCCAUCAUUCGGGCACUAUGUUGAGAACAUUGGAAACACAACGCUCAAGCUCCUUGAAAUUUUCAACUCCGACAAGUAUGAAGACAUUUCACUGAAUCAAUGGCUGGCGCUCACACCGCCUGAUAUGGUCAAGGCUCACCUACAGCUGAGCGACGACACCAUUAGCAAACUGCAAAAAGUAAAGCCAGUUGUAGUUGGGCCUGGUCUCCUUUAA